This is a messenger RNA of Aspergillus melleus, 1816 nucleotides long. RefSeq names its product E3 ubiquitin-protein ligase MARCH. Bases 156 to 1118 code for a protein of 320 amino acids. The transcript is spliced from 2 exons. Gene Ontology annotation, molecular function: zinc ion binding. NCBI's taxonomy places the organism in Eukaryota, Fungi, Ascomycota, Eurotiomycetes, Eurotiales, Aspergillaceae. The record is from RefSeq and is a predicted model, not a curated record.
CUCCUCUCCAUGGAUUUCCCCUCCCGUCUUUCCAUCUGUGUCUACUCGCGCAUUCUCUCUCUCGACACAUAGCUUCACUGUCUAUUAAGCCGGGUCGCAGGGAGACCUCGGGUACUAUAUUAUGACCAUCACCUUUGAACACGUCAUUGGACAGAAUGGACCUGCACAGUGAGCCACGCUGGCGUUGGCCUGCAAGCUCCUCAUCAAAUGCUCCUGUAAACACGGAGACAGAGGAAACGCCCGGAGAUACUCACAGCGCCCACGAUGCGGGUGCUCCCCCCGAAGCUUCUCAGAAGCAUUAUCCACCUCGCGUCUGUCGCAUCUGCCUAGAGACCGUGCUGCCCACCCUCCACCCUCCAGCGGAAAACCUCCCUGGGUUCCUCCAAGGCCAACCCCGAGUUGUCUACGAGUCGGAAGAUCCGGAACUUGGCCGCCUGCUUCGUCCGUGCAAAUGCAAAGGAUCCUCGCGAUAUGUCCAUGAGGGUUGCCUCCAGUCCUGGCGACACGCGGAUCCGGGGUAUGGCAAGAGGAAUUACUGGCACUGUCCCACCUGUGGCUUCCAGUAUCGGCUUGAGCGUCUCACCUGGGCGCGUUGGAUCAGUAGUUCUUUCGCACAGUUUGGAUUGACUUUGAGCAUUUUGAUUUUCACGGUGUUUCUUCUUGGUUUUGUUGCUGACCCCAUCAUUAAUCUUUACGUGGACCCCAUGGAAACCAUCUAUUAUUCGGAGUUCUGGGACCCGACAGUGUCUGAUGUUCUACCGAGCGACCGAGGUCCUUCCUGGUUUGAACAUUUCUUCAAGGGAUUGGCCUCCCUAGGCGUCCUGUCCUUCAUCAAAGCUCUAUUCGCUUUAUCGCCUUGGCAGUGGUGGAACCUCCGCAGCUCCGGCGUUGUCAGUGGUGGUAGAAACACUGGUAGGAGCCGAGCUGCGUCCGUGAGCUGGAUAGUUAUCUUGAUCGGCGUCGUGACCUUUCUCUGGGCAGUAUACAAAGGCGUAAGGAAUUGGAGUCGGAGAACGUUGGAAAAAGCUGGGGAACGAGUCAUGGACGUUCCGUUGCCCGACGAUGACGAUGGUGAUAUACACAACGAUAGGUCCGAGCAACGUAGGAAGGAUGAUUGAUCAUCUCUCGACCUUCGAGUCGCGAGUCUGUCUCGAUCUCAUAGUUUACGAACGUGUCGACUCCGAAACCCAUCGCACUACUUUAAGUUGACACGCUCCUUUACAAUGACGUGCUGAUUAGUCAAUGUGCGAAGAACGAGCCGGCUCUCUUAACCUCUGGGUAUUGUCUGAGAAGUUGAAUGGUUGGAAGAAACGUUUUGUUUCAUCCUCUUUCAUUCCUCUUUAUACACCAGUCAUUACUCUUAGGGAGAGCCUUUCUGCAACCAGAUCCGAAUAGUCGUUUCAAGUAGUGAGCGUUUUCGAUCGCGGUGCAGUACAUACAUACUCUCGGAUAGUUUAAUGUCAACUUUGUUCAUGAAAUUUCAUGUACUAAUAUUGGUAGAUCUCCUUUCAGGCUACCAUCGAACGUAAUCGUAUGAGCAAUCCUACAUUUCCUGCCGGUGAAAGUCUGCCUUGCACCGGCAAGCUUCGUCCUGGCCAACCUCACUCUUUCGCUAGGAGCUUUGAGGGAUUUUGGGCUCUUGCUGCGGAUGUUUCGUUUCUACCGAUGCUUGUCUCUAAUUCGCAAACCUUGAAGUUGAAACGAAUGCACCAUCGAUUAGAUGUCUUGAUGGGACCAAAGCUAUAUGCAGUUCCAUUAAUUCAAGCCCAACCUGCAGUCAAUGGCCAAUGUGCAACUAUCGACAGAACAUACUAGC